CAUUCGGAAAAAAAAACGUUUCUCAUAUCACAAAUCAAACCCGUUUUGCACAAUUCCAAAAUGAACUGACCAGUGACUGCAUGAUAGAUUGAACUUGUGAUGUAUGACAAGGUCGUAACCUUAAUACAGGUCAGUUAUAUGUGCAGUGGGGGGUGGCACGGACUAAUUUGGGCAAAAUGUAAGCGUCGGAAGAAUGUCUUCAUUUGGAAUAAACAACCGCAGGCCUAGAGUCAUACAAACCGAAGAGAGCUCUGGAGAGUUGUUCCCCUUAUCGCAAACGUUGCCUUUGUAUCUUCAUCUAUAAGUACUAGUCUUCCUUGUUCUGAACACGAUUGGAGGUGGACUGGCGUUCAGAUAAGGUAUUAACAAGAGCCAUGGGCAAAAGAGGAUCGGCGAAAAAGAAACCCAUCUGGCGUCGGAGUAUGCUGUGUGCCGAGGAACUCAAGACAGACACAGUGUUAACAAAGACAGAAACGGCGAGGGCUGGUCCCAUCGUCGAUGCUGCUGCGCCAACAUUCCCCAAAGGUUACGAGAUGAGUAAGGUCAACGUUGAUAUCCUUCCACGUCAAAGUGUCCAAGUACCCAUCCAUUUUGUUGUUCUGCUGACGGUGUUCCUCCUGAGCGCGUUCCUGAUCUUCUGCCGGGGCAGUCGCGCCAAGUCGGCGGGCUCAAAGUCAUCCAAGGCCGCCCAUUCACGUCGAUCCUCCGGGGCAACCAGCACGAAUAACGUCGCUUCUAGAGCCGUGAAGAAAGUGACCUCGGAUAAGGGAAAGAGCUUAGACGUAUCUAAUGAUAAGAAACCUAUCAAAAGAAGUAUUAGCAACGGAUCAAACAAGAAAGUCAUCUGAACAUUGAAUUCUUUAAUAUAUUUGGU
Molecule: messenger RNA, 874 nt
Organism: Branchiostoma floridae (Florida lancelet)
Lineage: Eukaryota; Metazoa; Chordata; Leptocardii; Amphioxiformes; Branchiostomatidae
Exons: 3
Coding region: 375-848 (157 amino acids)
Source: RefSeq, a predicted model, not a curated record